AACUGGUAUCACCACCUUAACUAUAUUAACCUAUGGUAUUGACCAACUUUUAUUCUGUGGUAUGGGAGAAAAUUGUGCAGGAUUUAUUGGAGUUCAUGUUGGUGCUGGAAAUCAUUCAGAAAGCAAAAAGUCUGAUUAUGAAAGAGUUUGCAAAAGAGCUUGCCAAAAGGCCAUUGAAAUUCUGCAUCAAGGGAAAACGGCACUUGAGGCAUUGGUUGUUGCGAUCAAAAUCCUAGAGGACAGUCCUCUGACGAAUGCUGGUGUUGGUUCGAAUUUAAACUUGGCCGGUAACGUUGAAUGCGACGCGAGUAUCAUGGACGGAAAGACAAGCAGUUUUGGAGCUGUCGGUGCGAUUUCAGGUGUGAGAAAUCCGAUUGUGGUAGCGAAGAAAUUAGCUGAAGAGCAGAGUAUCUCGUAUCCAUCAGGACGAGUUCCACCGAUGAUUAUGUGUGGUGACGGCGCACUGGAUUGGGCUGUGAAACACGGUGUUAUUGGAGUAUCACGGAAGUCUAUGAUUACAGAUAGUUCACUGAAAUCAUUCAAUAAGUAUUUCAAAUACGCUGAAAACGACGAAGAAGGACAUUUUAACUGUGAGAUGAAGGCAAAAGGAAGGCAGAAGAAACGUAAAAUCGAGAUGAUGGAUCCAGUGAAUCAGGAGGAGAAUUUGCUGGACACCGUAGGAGCUGUGUGUAUGGACACAAAUGGCAAUAUUUGUUCUGGGGUUUCAAGUGGGGGACUUCUUCUCAAAUCUCCAGGACGAUUAGGCCAGGCUGCUAUAUAUGGAAGUGGCUGUUGGGCUGUGACUAUGACCGAGGACACUCCAGUUGGUAUAGCGUGCUCUAGCUCAGGGUGCGGUGAAGAGUUGAUAAAAACCUUACUCUGUAAAGAGUGUGCUGACCUAUGUACUGACAGUUGUAUUGAUAAGAAUGGAACGGCAGUAUUAGAAGAGCUGUUGCAGAAAAAAUUUCUUGAUUCACUCCGUCUUUCAAGAACCAAUGAAAAGUCGGCGGGGAUUAUUUUACUAAAAUGUAAAAUUAACAACACACAAGACUCGCGACAAAUGCUGGUGGAUUUCUCUUGGGGUCACACAACGCGCACCAUGGCUGUUGGGUACAUGGGUGCCAGAGAUGAAAAACCUAAGUUUGAUCUGACAAGAUUGGAAACAGAUAAUUCUCCACGUCGUUCAGUUUUGGUUCAAGGAAUCGUGCAAACACAAGAAUUAUCAGCGCAAGAUAAAGACGGCGAACUCAAAACAGCGAUGGAGCACUGUAAACACGGCGAAGCUAAAGAUUUGAAAAACAUGGCUUUAAGCGAAGCAGAUUUAAAAGCGAGUGUGCAUGAACCAGAUGUUUCAACAAAGGACUUUAUUAUGCAGCAGACAAUGUUGAGAAUAAAAGACCCCAAAAUUAGUUUGGACUUCUACACACGUGUGCUUGGAAUGAGGCUUCUUGGAAGAUAUGAUUUUCCAGAAAUGAAAUUCAGCUUGUUUUUUGUUGGAUAUGAAAAAGCAGAAGAUAUACCAGAUGAGCAAGAUGCCAGGACAAAAUGGUGUUUUUCCAGAGUCGGGACCAUAGAGCUUACACACAACUGGGGAACAGAAAAUGAUCCAGAUUUCAGCUAUCAUAAUGGAAAUAGUGACCCAAAAGGAUUUGGUCAUAUUGGCAUAGAAGUGCCUGAUGUUAAAGAAGCUUGUGAGAGAUUUGAAAAACUUGGAGUCAAAUUUGUCAAAAAACCGAAUGAUGGAAAAAUGAAAGGUCUGGCAUUCAUUCAGGAUCCUGAUGGUUACUGGAUUGAAGUGCUCAACAGCAACAAUCUCGUUAAGCUAACUAAAUGAGGACAAUUAGAAUGCAAUCAACAAGGUACCAAUUAUAAAUCUUGAUUUGUGGAAGGUAUGAUAAAAUAUUUCAUUCCCUAAGUUUACCAUACAUUGAUAAUAUAUGCUACAUGAUCAAAGUUCAUUGUGAUUUGAUGGACUAUUACAUAUACUAUGUAAAUCACACUGUUCAACAAUGUGUCUAAAA
Molecule: messenger RNA, 2021 nt
Organism: Dendronephthya gigantea
Lineage: Eukaryota; Metazoa; Cnidaria; Anthozoa; Malacalcyonacea; Nephtheidae
Product: threonine aspartase 1-like
Exons: 19
Coding region: 62-1834 (590 amino acids)
Biological process (GO): protein maturation
Molecular function (GO): lactoylglutathione lyase activity; metal ion binding; threonine-type endopeptidase activity
Source: RefSeq, a predicted model, not a curated record